ACACUCAAACGACACACACACUCAUUUUCCCCCAAAUUCUCAUACAUAAAAUCAUGGAAUUGGGGCAAAAUUCAUCAAAUUGAGAGUGUUUGUUUGAUCUAUUGGACUUGUUUUUGGUGAAAAUCCAACCAUGUCAACGGAGGAGCCACCGUAUUCCGCCUCCGCCAUGUCACCGCUUGACAAACCACUUCAUCAGCUCACUGAAGACGACAUUUCUCAGCUCACCAGAGAAGACUGCCGGCGAUAUCUCAAACAAAAAGGGAUGAGACGGCCGUCGUGGAACAAAUCGCAGGCGAUCCAGCAAGUAAUUAUGCUCAAGGCGUUACUUGAACCGGUACCUGAUUCUGAAGACGGUGGCCGGAGGCCCUACAUUACUUCCCGGCAACAACAAGCCCCAACCACUCGUGUCCAGAAAGGAACAAGUGCGGAUACGGAGAUCUCUCUUUCAGCGGAAGAAUCAGUACCUGGUCAUCGCAAUGAUAUGGAGAAGUCUGAUUUUGUGGGUGAUAAUGAUUCUGCUCCUACUGGGAUUGGCGGUGUGACAGAAGAGGCAAAAGGACAGAUGACGAUAUUUUAUAGUGGCAAGGUGAAUGUCUAUGAUGAUGUACCAGCUGAUAAGGCACGGGCACUAUUGCAGCUUGCUGCAAGCCCGCUCCAAUUUCCUCAGGAAGCUCCAUUUGAUGGAAACAUAUUGCAAGCUCCAGGUAUCAAUGUAGGCACAGAUUUCUCUGCCAUGCUUUCGCCGAUCUUGCAAACAGUGAGAUUGGCAGACAACUAUCGACUGCACAAAGAAGAAAGCAACAUGUUGCGUGAAGAGAACUCCGUUGAAGGUUCGGCAAGCAGAAAAGCGUCAGUUCAGAGAUAUCUGGAGAAGCGGAAAGAUAGGUUUAAGAGCAAGAGAAAAGCAGGAGCUCCAGCAUGUGCUACCACCAUUGAUGUGUACUUAAACCAUCAGAUCGGGAACCAUAACCUACAUGAGCAGUCGAGUAGGAGUGCCACUUGCUCUCCACCUCCAGUUAGACCACCUAACACCCCUAACCGGUUUAGCUAAAUUUGAGUGAUGUAUUGAAGAGUACAAGUCUCUCUGCCAUCCUUGCUGACAAAAGGUAAGGAUUGAGUGAAGCCGAGACCUUUAAAGAUGACGAAAGGAUGGCAGAAAGUGGAUUAAAAGGUAAAUAUAUUGGAGUUAAGAAAUGGUAGGCAGUUAAGUAGAGAGUGGAGUUUGAUGGUUUUGAAAAUGUUAGGGUUUGUGUAUGGCAAUGGUUUUGUAAAAAUGUUGGUUGGUGGUGGUUGUUUUAAGGCAUUUCAGAGUUGUGAAGCAAAAGGUAAAUAUCUUUAUUCUUUACAGC
Molecule: messenger RNA, 1349 nt
Organism: Cynara cardunculus var. scolymus (artichoke)
Lineage: Eukaryota; Viridiplantae; Streptophyta; Magnoliopsida; Asterales; Asteraceae
Product: protein TIFY 4B-like
Exons: 9
Coding region: 131-1051 (306 amino acids)
Biological process (GO): response to wounding; regulation of jasmonic acid mediated signaling pathway; regulation of defense response
Cellular component (GO): nucleus
Source: RefSeq, a predicted model, not a curated record